AUGGCUCGCUCACAGCGCCAGAACUCGACCUCGACGGUCGACGAGAAAGACGCCAUCCACUUGGCGGCCAGCCAUGGAAAGGCCGGCAUUGAGGCUCUCGAGGUUGCGCGCCCUGGGGAGCGUGAGGUUGACGACCUUAUCAACAACUUGGAGCGAGAGCUGGAGGCUGCCGGUGGUCUGAAGACGGGUUUCUUCCACCUCAACUUUGAGGACCCCAAGCACUUUACCUGGUUCCUGGUCGCUUUUGCCAGUAUGGGUGGUUUGCUUUCCGGUCUCGACCAGAGUCUCAUCUCUGGUGCCAACCUCUACCUGCCCAGAGACCUCGAUCUCACAACCCGACAGAACAGUCUGGUCAACUCCGGUAUGCCCCUGGGCGCUGUCGGCGGUGCCCUUUUGUUGUCGCCUACCAACGAGUACUUUGGCCGAAAGUGGGCCAUCAUCAUCUCCAUUAUCCUCUACACCAUCGGUGCCGCUCUGGAAGCUGGAUCCAUGAACUUUGGCAUGAUUGUGUCAUCCCGAGUUAUCCUCGGUCUCGGUGUCGGUCUCGAAGGCGGUACUGUUCCUGUCUACGUCGCUGAGACUGUCGAGCGAAGGAUCCGAGGAAACCUCGUCUCCCUCUACCAGUUCAACAUUGCCCUCGGAGAGGUCUUUGGAUACGUCGUUGCCGCCAUCUUCCUCAAGGUCCCUGGCAACUGGCGAUACAUCCUUGGAUCGUCUCUCGUCUUCUCCACCAUCAUGUUGUUCGGCAUGUUCUUCCUCCCCGAGAGUCCUCGUUUCCUCAUGCACAAGGGCCAGAGCCUCGAGGCGUUCAAGGUCUGGAAGCGCAUCCGUGGAGUCACCACUUCCGAGUCGCGUGAGGAGUUCUACCUCAUGUCUGCAUCUGUCAGCCACGAGGAGACCGAGGUCAAUGAGGGAGCCCAGAACCAUCGUUUCCCCUGGAUGGACUUUUUCACUGUCCCCCGCGCCCGCCGAGCCCUCGUUUUUGCCAACAUUAUGAUCCUCCUCGGCCAAUUGACCGGUGUUAACGCAAUUAUGUACUACAUGUCCGUUCUCAUGAGCCAGAUCGGCUUCAACGACGAAAAGGCCAACUACAUGUCCCUUGUCGGCGGAGGAUCGCUUCUCCUCGGCACCAUCCCCGCCAUCUUCUACAUGGAAAAGUUUGGUCGUCGUUUCUGGGCUAUUAUCAUGCUUCCGGGAUUCUUCGUUGGGCUGGUUCUCAUUGGAAUCAGCUAUCAGUUCGAUCUCGAGACUCAGCUACCUCUCGUGGAAGGCCUCUACUUGAGCGGACUCAUCAUCUACAUGGGUUUCUUCGGCUGCUACGCCUGUCUCACCUGGGUCAUCCCCUCUGAGGUCUACCCUACCUACCUACGAAGUUACGGAAUGACCACUUCCGAUGCGUUGCUCUUCUUGGCUUCCUUCGUCGUCACCUACAACUUCUCUGCCAUGCAAAAGGCCAUGGGCAAGACUGGUCUGACUCUCGGCUUCUACGGUGGCAUUGCCGUGGUCGGUGAGAUCUACCAGAUCUUCUUCAUGCCCGAGACUAAGAACAUGACCCUGGAGGAGAUUGAUGCAGUCUUCUCGCGCCCCACCAUGGAUAUUGUGAGGGAGAACUGGGCCGGUGUCAAGGAGACAAUGACGGACUUCUUUAGUGGCCGCUGGGGUAAGGUAUUUGCCGACCAGGGCAAGCCUCGUCCAGUUGCUACCAGAAAGGAGGAACCUGUGGCUUAA
Molecule: messenger RNA, 1728 nt
Organism: Ilyonectria robusta
Lineage: Eukaryota; Fungi; Ascomycota; Sordariomycetes; Hypocreales; Nectriaceae
Exons: 2
Coding region: 1-1728 (575 amino acids)
Biological process (GO): transmembrane transport
Cellular component (GO): membrane
Molecular function (GO): myo-inositol:proton symporter activity
Source: RefSeq, a predicted model, not a curated record